AUGCCUCCGCCACAUGGGUGGUUGUUCAACGUCGACGAACGGGUAUCAAUCAAGUCGCUGGGCUCGAACGGCAUUGUAACUGGAUCCACGCGAGAUCGUGUACAAGUAUGGCACGAAGAGACGUUGACAACAGUCGAGACAACAUACUGGGAUCUGCGCAAGGACUUUCAACCAGGAGAUUUUGUGGUGGCAACUACAGACGUGCUUGAAGGACGCCAGGGAUGGGUAAUUGAAUUGCAGGAAUCAGAUCUUGAUAUUGAAGUGGUGGUUUUGGAAAGAAACACUGAUGGGAAACAAACAUCCAUCGAGUUCUUCACUACUCAUGCAAAUUCCUUGCGACAAGGCGAGCCAUCCGACAAGAUAUAUGCAUUCCUCCAACAAAACAACACACGCGAACAAGAACUGAACAUGCAGACAUGCAAAGUACCAUGGAUAGGCAUACAAGUAAACAUUUCCAUACCAGGGCAUAGAAAAGCACAUGGAACCGUAGAAGAUGUCGUCUUGGAUCCGAAAAUCCCCAGCGGUGUCAAAGUUCUGGUCCGAUACGACACAACAUAUGAUCCAAACAGACCAUUCUCAAUGGAGACCGUGGCUUACGAGCAAGCCACAGAAUGCAGAUGCACACCACCGCUUGAGGGUGAACACCCACCACCAUCAAUGAUUAUUACUAUGGAAGACGCGGCAUGGAAUCCGAGAGCAAGCGACGAGGAAGGACUACUGAAGGACCAUUGGAUAUACCAAGAAGCCUUCAGGAACCAGCAACUCAUGGUCAAAGCAGAUGGGGUAGAAAAAACCAUAUGGGCGGAAAAUGACGGCGACCAGGUUAUCCUGCUAUAUAAGAUCGGACAUGCGACAAAGAUGCUAAAGCCAAGAACUUUAGUUCCUUCACACCCAACACCUUGGGAUACCAACGUCUUUGUGAUUUUUGACCUCGCUGGUUUGACAAACAUGCGAUGGGUCACAAGUUUCGUGUGGCUGUUGUGA
This is a messenger RNA of Desarmillaria tabescens, 984 nucleotides long. RefSeq lists its product as uncharacterized. Lineage: Eukaryota; Fungi; Basidiomycota; Agaricomycetes; Agaricales; Physalacriaceae. Bases 1 to 984 code for a protein of 327 amino acids. The transcript has 4 exons. The record is from RefSeq and is a predicted model, not a curated record.